Messenger RNA from Daktulosphaira vitifoliae (grape phylloxera), 2415 nucleotides. It is a transcript of the gene ecd, whose product is annotated as protein ecdysoneless. The coding region runs from base 110 to 2176 and encodes 688 amino acids. NCBI's taxonomy places the organism in Eukaryota, Metazoa, Arthropoda, Insecta, Hemiptera, Phylloxeridae. Gene Ontology annotation, cellular component: nucleus. The transcript has 12 exons. The record is from RefSeq and is a predicted model, not a curated record.
GAAUUAUAUUUUAGUUAAUUUUUUUUCACAUAUUGAUCGUUUUUUAGGAAAUAUAUAACAUUUAGUUAACAUAAUAUUAUAUUUUAUUAUUUUCAAUUAAAAUUCUAUCAUGGCUAAUGUUUUAGAAACUGUUAGAGAUGAUGAUUUUGUAGAAUAUUAUUUAUUUAUUCGAACAGAUAUUGUUCCUAAAGGUUGUGAAGAGUGUGUUAAUUACUUAAACAACUUAAACGACAAAAUUUUAGAAUGGGUGGAACAAUCGUCCAAGCAAUAUAUAUGGCAUAAAGAUCGAUUUAAUUUAAUACCUAGAUAUUGCCCAAAUGAUGAACUCUGGCGAUCCCUUUCCAACAAUUCAAAAAAUGUUCCUCUGCCACCACAUCUAUAUGGAGUAACUCAUUAUGGUGACAAUAUUGAAGAUGAAUGGUUCAUUGUAUAUUUGCUUAGAGAACUGUCUAAGAAAUUCAAUGAAUUAAUAAUUCGUGUUAUAGAUUCAGAUGGUGAAUUUCUUUUAAUUGAAGCUGCUGAAUACUUACCAAAGUGGGCAAGUCCAGAGAAUUGUGAUCAAAGGGUUUAUAUAAGCAAUGGUGAUGUACAUAUCAUUCCAUUAUCUAAUGAAAAUAAAAAAUCCAUUGCAGUUAUCCAGGCAUUAGAACAAAUUUCCAGGUAUCCUACUGCUACAAUUGCAAAUUCAGAAGUGAAUUCUUCUAUAUCAUCUCGCAUUCAUGGGUAUCCAGAAAAAAUUAAAGAAAACUUGCAUAAAUGUCAUGCUUAUUUACCAUUAAGUGUUGCAUACUUGUUAAAGUACCAACCUAGUUUAAUUGCGCCAGCAGUUUUAUCAUUUUGUCAUAGAGAUCCUUUAGAUAUUCGGGCAUGCCGUAUGAUGAAACAUUUCCCACCAAAAGAUAGAAUAACUCGUUCUGUGAUUAUGACUAAAUGUUUAUAUGCAAUGCUUGUUCAUCAAAAAUUUAUACCUGAAAGAAAAGCUGGAUGGAAUUUAGUAGAAUCGACAGAUUCUCAAUAUAAAGCUCAGUUAUUAGGAGUAAAAAUUGCAUGUGGAUUUGAAAUAUUAGCCUCACAAGCCAAAUCAGCAGUAAAGGAUACAUCUGUAGAUUUGACUUACGACAAACGUUGGCAUCAGUAUAAAUCAGCAUUAAUUGAAAAAGGAUAUUUCAAAAAUUUAUAUGAAGGUUCAAAUGGGUACAAAGUUCUAGAAGAUCAAGCUAAAGAUUACUAUCUUACUAAUAUAGAAGAGUAUUUAUCAUCACCUUCUAUUGGACAAAGAAUAAAUACCAUUUUGAAUCGUAUUACUGAUGAUGAACUUUCUAUUUUAAAACAAGAUAUUGCUGAUCUCGAACCUGAAGAUGAUGAAAAAUGGUUAAAUGUAUCAGCAUGUGAAUUAGACCAGAUUCUUGAACAAAAAUUUGGAAUAAAAAAUUCUCAACAAGUCCCUUCAUCAUUUGCUUCAAGUUUUUCAGAUACAAUAAAAAGAUUUUUAAAUCAAACUUCUGAUGUAAAUGGAGCUGAAUUUUCAAAUAAUCAUCUAAGCGAUGAUUCUUCUAAUUCAGAAGAAAAUGAAAAAAUAAGUAAUAUUUCACCAAAUAUGCUUACUUGUGGACCAGAUGUGAUGUGUCCAACAAAUGAUGAUAAAUUUUCAGUUUCAAGUAGAUAUAAAAAAAAAAAAACCAAAACUAUAAGUAAAAAUAAUGUAAAUUUUGAACCAGAAAAAUAUGAAGCAGCUCUUCGCAACAUUUUAGAUUUCAAAGUACCUGAGGAUAACUGGAAUGAAUCUGAUAGUUCCGAUAUGGAUUCUUAUGGAAGUGACUGUGAUGAUUUAAUUUCCAACGGGAAAUUAGAAAACCACUCAGGACCAAGUAUAUCUAAUUAUAUGGACCAAAUGGAUAGAGAACUUGCAUCUACUUCUUUAGGAAGUAGUUUUAUUAAAAAAUCUACUUCUAGUAGCACUAAACUAAAGAAAAAUGUAAGAAUAGCUCCUACUGCAACCUGUGAAGAUGAUAGCGAUUAUUCUGAUGUUGAACAUUUUGAGCCAGUUGAUAUAGAUGUUAAUGCUUUCCAAAAUAUACUGCAAUCAUAUCAUGAACAGCUUGGUUUGCCUGGACCUGCUGGUAAUUUGUUAGGACCUGCUGGUUUAAAUAUAGUCCAAAAUCCCCCACCUAAAUAGUUGUUAGUGUACAAAAAAUUUGUAACAAUAUAACUUAUUGUUUUUCUUUUUUAUGAAACCUACAUUAUUUUCAUAAGUCUUUUUAAUUGUAAUUACUAUACUUUUAUUUUAGAAAUAUUGUAAUAUUCAGCUUGAGAUAUCAAGAAAAAUAUUUAAAAAUUAUAUUAAAUUAUUUGUCAUCAUGUAAUAUUUUUAUUUUUUAUGUUUAAUAAAUAAAUGUUUAAGACAUUUUUAUAACA